ACAACACAUAUAUACACACACAAUAUCUCCCAUAAUGAUUAUGAAGCUCCUCAUGCUGGGCGUGCUCAUCGGCUCCCUUGCCUAUGGCACCCACGGCUGGCCACCGCUGUGCGGUGAGAAUGCUGAAGGCAUGGAGUGCCCCGACAAUAAGUGCUGCAGUAAGGAUGGGCAGUGUGGCUUCGGCCCCGCCUUCUGCGGCGACGGCUGCCAGAGCGGCGCCUGCUGCGUGAGCCUGCGCUGUGGCUCGCAGAACGGCGGCAAGGCGUGCCCCAACAACCAGUGCUGUGGCCAAGACGGGGUAUGCGGGUUCGCCAACGAGUACUGCGGCACUGGCUGCCAGAGCGGCCCGUGCGCGCAUGGCGUGCAAUGCGGCAGCGGCAGGCCAUGCGCAAGGAACUUGUGCUGCAGCCAUGCCGGUUGGUGCGGACUUGGCCCUCCGUUCUGCGGGACUGGGUGCCAGAGCGGAGCCUGUUGCAAGUGAGUCUUGUUGAGCACAGAUUCGCCUGCAUUCUCGGGCCGGAAGUACUAGUACUAGAAGUAUUUGCAACGACGCCACACAAUUUCUCGCAGUACUGCCAAGUUUGAGGAUUCGAUUUCCUACCUUUCCUUUUUGACGGUUUUGAUAUCCAACUUUUAGUUUUCUCAACUUCGUCACCAGUUCGUUAAUUUCCUAGCUGUGUGGUUAUUGUAAUGUGGGCUAGAUUUCCUUUAGUAUAAAGUGAUGUGUUCUACACCCUCUAAAAAAAUAUAAGAGUGUUUAGACAACUAAAGUAGUGAUCUAAAUGGUCUUGUAUUUUUCUAUGGAGGGAGUACUAGUUUUUUCUAUAUACACACGAGACUUGUACAAUUUUUUGUAUGUCAAGUCUAACAUGUAUCCAUCUUUUUUUUUUGCGGGGACAUGCAUCCAUCU
This is a messenger RNA of Triticum dicoccoides, 910 nucleotides long. Its product is annotated as lectin-like. Gene Ontology annotation, molecular function: chitin binding. NCBI's taxonomy places the organism in Eukaryota, Viridiplantae, Streptophyta, Magnoliopsida, Poales, Poaceae. The record is from RefSeq and is a predicted model, not a curated record. The transcript has a single exon. Bases 35 to 481 code for a protein of 148 amino acids.